This is a messenger RNA of Yamadazyma tenuis ATCC 10573, 661 nucleotides long. Lineage: Eukaryota; Fungi; Ascomycota; Pichiomycetes; Serinales; Debaryomycetaceae. The record is from RefSeq and is a predicted model, not a curated record.
UAACAACAAUCCACUCUUUCACAGUAUGACCAACAUCUCAUUAUACACGAUCACAUCGUGUCUAAUAUUGGACAAGGAUGGUAAACGGUUGUAUGGGAAAUACUAUCAGACCCAAACCUUACACCCCGAGUUGACCACUCUUGCCCAACAGGUGGAGUUUGAAAAGAAAAUCUUUGACAAAAUAAAUCGGGUCAACCAAGAUAUUUUGUUAUUCAACUCCAACUUGGUGGUAUAUAAACAGGUCAAUGAUGUAUUGUUGAUUAUUGUGGCCAACUUGGACGAAAACGAGUCGUUGAUUUACCAGUUGUUGUCCAAUUUGAACGACAGUUUGAAUAUCUUGUUAGACAACACCUUGGAUAAAGUGACCAUCUUAGAAAAGUAUGAUAUGGUCAGUCUCUGUGUGGAUGAAGCCAUUGACGAUGGGGUGAUUUUGGAAAUCGAUUCUAGUGUCUUGGUGUCAAGAGUCACCAACCCUCCAAGUGGUGCCAGUUUGGGCCAAGACUUGAACUUGAACAAAAUUGAUAUUUCCGAGAAAGGGUUCUUGAACGCAUUGUCGUUUGCCUCCAAGAAGAUCGGAGAGCGGUUGCAACAAGGGUUAUAGUUUUAGUUUAUAGGAUUUUGUCAAUAGUUACACAAAUCGCACCAGUUUUUUUUCUUGCAC